UCUAUUGACUGUUUCAGCUGUCAGGAAGUCUGGACCAGACUCCGGUUUUUCCUCCCAGUAAACCGGUUUAUACUCCGGUUUUCUGCCAGUAAACGGAGUCAGAAAGCGGCUUGAAGCGGGUACAUCUCGCCGGGAUGGAGGAGUAUCAGAACGGCAGCGAGGGUUCAUUCAGCUCAGAGGAGGCGGAGAACGUCGUCAAAGAGGGCAUUGAGAGCGUGCUGGGAGGAGACGACUACAGCCAGACUCAUGUGAACAAAUGGACCGCCGGCAUCGUGGAGCGCUGCCUCACUCAGCUCGUCAAACUGGGCAAACCCUACAAAUACAUCGUGACGUGUUCUGUGAUGCAGAAAACUGGUGCCGGCCUCCACACAGCGAACUCCUGUUACUGGGACACCAGUAUGGACGGAAGCUGCACUGUGAGGUGGGAGAACCGCACCAUGUACUGUGUGGUGAGCGUGUUCGCCGUCUCCAUCGCGUAGGAUUCAAACAUUACACACACCAUCAGAGGAGGGCUGCAGCGUGCUGAUCCAAGCAGCAGGGGGAGACAAAGCGCCACAGUGUUAACGCUGAGAUUCAGCUGCAGACGAAUCACUUCUGCCUGGAUCAUGUAGGAGAGACUUUUGUAUGAGAGCUGCUGCAAAAUAAACACAAUUUCUUGUAAAAUCA
Molecule: messenger RNA, 666 nt
Organism: Girardinichthys multiradiatus
Lineage: Eukaryota; Metazoa; Chordata; Actinopteri; Cyprinodontiformes; Goodeidae
Product: dynein light chain Tctex-type 1-like
Exons: 5
Coding region: 135-479 (114 amino acids)
Biological process (GO): microtubule-based movement
Cellular component (GO): cytoplasm; cytoplasmic dynein complex; kinetochore
Molecular function (GO): dynein intermediate chain binding
Source: RefSeq, a predicted model, not a curated record